GGAGCCCCCCGCUCUCAGCUGUGGGAUCUCUGGCUUCCGUUUCUCUGUUUGUGAAAUGGCGUGAGCCUCUCCCUUAAGACAGUUGGGUGGACGAAGCGAAGCCCUGCAGGAAGAGUGACGAGGAGCAGACAUGAGCGUGGACGUGGAGCUGCUGUGGCCGGGGGCAGCCCUGCUGCUGCUGCUCGGGGUGGCGGCCGGCCUGUGUGUGCGCUGCUCCCGCCCAGGUGCAAAGAGGUCCGAGAAAAUCUAUGAGCAGAGGAGACUGCAAGAGAAUCAGCAGAGCUUUGCCGUGUCCCGGACCUACACUUUGGUCAGGGAGGCCUGGCCAGGGCCCCUGGUGGACACGGCCUCCAACGUGGCAUCAACAAGGAAGGACAAGCUACUGCAGUUCUCCCCCAGCCUCGAGGAUUCUCCGUCCUCCAGGUACCAGUACUUCAGCAAAGGAAGCAGACCCAGAUCAGAUGCAGACUACAUAGACCCCAACGCCACGGACUAUUCCAAUUGUGGGCCGUUUCAGAAGCCCCUGGAAGUUGACGACGACACCAUUUCCUACGAGAACGUGCUCAUCUGUAAGCCAAGGAACACCGAGUCAGGGGACGAGGAGUCUGAGGAUUAUCAGAACUCGGCAUCUAUCCAGCAGUGGCGGGAGUCCAGGAGAGUCGUGGAGCCAGUCCCGAGGGAAGCGCCUCCCUCCCCGCUAGGAAGCCCAGAUGAGGACAGCGGGGAGCCCGAUUACGUGAACGGGGACGUGGCGGCCACAGAAGCCUAGAGAAGACCUGGAGCAAGGAGCCAGAGAACCAUUUAUCGCCUCCCCAGGACCCCUUCUCCAGAGCUGCUCCACGUCUAGACUGCCUACUUCUAAAUCCAGGCUACUCCUGGGAGGGACACCAACACGUCCUGAGGACCAGCCAGCCGGCCACGGGGCACCCAGCCCGGGAAAGGACAGCUAUGUGGACCUGCCCUCUGACUGGCUCCCACAAGGAAGGCUGGAGCCUGGGGCAGAGGCUGGCUCCCGCCGUGGUCAGAUGCCUAGGACUCAGGGAGGUCGCAUCCCCUUAACCUCAUUUAAAACAUCAUACUACACGAUGUUUGUGUCCUUUUUCGCUUUUGAUCCCAAAUCGCUUACUAAUGUUGGUUGGUGGGAUUUUUUUUGUGAUGGAUAAGCUUGUACAGUUAAUUUAUACAGGUGGAAUCAUAUUUAAUAGUCUGCUUUUCGGGGUAGAGGUUGUCUGUCUUAUCUCCUGUAAGUAUUACCUGUACUUAAUUUCAUCAGGGAACUCUGGAGCUCCUUUCUUUGGGCCUCAGUUGACUGAAUCAGAGAUGAGGUCACAGCCACUGUCACGACCCUUCAGCGGGAGCAUCUGAUGUGCACAGAGUGCGUCACAGUUCUGGGGAGGGGACAGGUGGAGUGGAGUGGCCUGGAGCCUCAGCUGAUUGGGCAAAAACGUGAUAACCUCACGGGAAGGACAGGGGCCCAAGGGACCCUCUGAGCCAGAAAAGCCAGAGUCAGGGGAACAAAAUGCCUCCUCCAACCGGAAUGUCUCAAUAAAUCUUUCCAGU
Messenger RNA from Hippopotamus amphibius kiboko, 1560 nucleotides. It is a transcript of the gene LAT2, whose product is annotated as linker for activation of T cells family member 2. The record is from RefSeq and is a predicted model, not a curated record. Lineage: Eukaryota; Metazoa; Chordata; Mammalia; Artiodactyla; Hippopotamidae. Gene Ontology annotation, biological process: B cell activation; B cell receptor signaling pathway; calcium-mediated signaling. Gene Ontology annotation, cellular component: plasma membrane. The transcript has 14 exons. Bases 131 to 769 code for a protein of 212 amino acids.